Molecule: messenger RNA, 2109 nt
Organism: Fundulus heteroclitus (mummichog)
Lineage: Eukaryota; Metazoa; Chordata; Actinopteri; Cyprinodontiformes; Fundulidae
Exons: 2
Coding region: 109-1344 (411 amino acids)
Source: RefSeq, a predicted model, not a curated record
GCCGGACAGAACCAGGUGAGACAGAACCAGGUGAGACAGAACCAGACAGAACCAGGUUGUUCUUCUCUGACCGCCUCUCCUGCCUGAUGACAUCACCAAGCAUGUUCGAUGACAUCAUCGCUUUGCUUUGAAUCAGGUUCCCUGGUGUUUAAUCUCAGCCUAAUUGUGCAGAAGAGCCGGAACGCCUCGAGGACAUUUACCUGUUGGAGACCCAACAUGGUGGCCGAGGACCCAGAAGACAUCCAGAACCAAAAGAGAGUGGGACUGAAGAGGAAGCCGACGGGUCCGCCGAGGCUCCUGAGGGGAAGAACCAGGACCAGGAGCGCGGAGGAGGACCGACCAGAAACUAAACCAACGGGUAGCAGCGAGGAAACUUUGGCUGCAUGUUCAGAUGAGCUAACCUGCAGGGGGCGCUCUCAUGCUGCUUGUGAUAGGAGGAGGAGACGCAGGUGGUGGAGCAGGUUGUCCUCAGCCGUGGUCUGUAUCAGAAGACACCAGGAGGACAAUGGGAGUGCACCAGAGGGGGCGCCGCAGAAAGACGAUGGAGUUUUACUUCAAGACAGAGAAGAAAGCAGGAAGACCGAUCUGAAGAAGAUGAGAAACAUUUUGAAGAUAUUCACUUCCUCGCCUGAUGUUCAGCAACGUCCUGAUCUGAGCAGGAGGAGCAAACCUUCACCGAGCUUCGAGACAAAACUGAGGAAGUUCUUCGUCGGAGCGGGGAAGAGACGACCCGACCCGCUGGGAAACGUGGAGGACAUGAAGGUGGAGGAGGAUCCGUGUGUUUCAGAAGCCACCGAGCGUCCUGGAGAACAUCCAGCGGUUCUCCAGCAGACAGAGCAUCAGGAAGCAGCCAAGGAGCCAGAAGCACCUCAGCAGACCACAGCCAAGGACCAUGAAAAUGGAUCAGACAUGUUCCAAGCUGCUCAUGUAAACCAGGUUCUGGUGCGGGAUGUGUCCUCAGAAGAGGACGAGGUUCUCUUUGACUCAGAGCUGGUUGUGGACCUCCAUGACCAACCCCCAUUCGAGCUCUCCUUUGAGAAGAUAGUCCAGGUGUCCCGCCCCCUUCACCCUUUCACCAACGGACCCUCCAUCCGGAUCGAGCUCUAUCCUCCAGAUGACAUCCCUCAGGAGGAGGAGGAGGAGGAGGAUGGAUGCUGGGAAGGUGUCUCCUCCUCAGAGAACCAUCUCCUCCACCUGGUCUCCUCCGACCACAGCGAGUGGCAGCUGCUAACGGCGGCUCGCUCGCUGGUCAGGACCGCCGUGACCGCCGCUGUGGAUCAGCUGACCAGAGAGCAGCAGAACAACGGGGACUCCAUCCUCCAGGAGCCGCAGGGCUGCAGGUGAUGGACCAAGACUCAACACCAAGCUCCAGGACGGAGAUCCCAGAUUGGUGCUCUGAUGCUCAAACGUCACGAAGCUCCAGAAAACGAGUCAUUUCUGAAACAAGUACCUGUAAAAGUCGACGUUCUCAGAUAAAACGAAUAUUUACUGAGAUGUUGCACCUGAUUCAGAGAUGUUUGAGCUCAGACAAACAAAACUCCAGACCUGACUCAGACUUGUAGAACCAGUUUUUAUCUGCUGUGAUGGAGCCGGUCUGUGAGCUCCAGACUGCAGGUUAUCAGCCAAUGAUGUUGGUGGAUUAUUAUGGGAUGUUAGCGGCUCGUAGCUGCAGCUUCAAAAUAACGACCACAUGAUCGUCUCUCCAACUCAACGCUGAAUUAAAGGAAUAAAAUAAACACAAUUUACCUCCGACAUAAUCUCGCUGCUAAACUAGCGGCACCACUAUGAGGUCACUUCCUGUUGAUAAUAUGUCAAAAAUAAAAGCACUUCCGGUUCCAUCCAAUUUAGAAGUGUAGCACUAAUUUACUUCCAUUUUGUCAUUUAUAAUGUUAUAUAUCUUAAAUAUGAAUAUUGUUGCUAUUUAGAAUAAUAGAGAAAACUUAGAUUUAGAAAAUGUUUUCCCGAUAUUAUUUAAACUUCUCCUGCUCAGAGUGAGAAGAAAACCCGAUUUAGUCCAGUAAAUAACAAAGUGGACAAUAUAACGACAAGGAUAAACAGCUGUUAACUUCGUAAAAAAAACUAUUAAAACAAAACAAACAAACAAAAAAA